AAGGUCCCAAACUCCUCCCCCCCCCCCCGUACUUCCGUGUUUGCGUCUGUCCUGCGUGUCCUGCUUCUCCUGCAGGCUCAAGAGUGUCUUGUGGUUGCUAAUUUGAGAUAAAUAAUCAUGUCUCUGGAGGUGGAAUCCGCUGACGUGAUCCGUCUGAUUAUGCAGUACUUAAAAGAAAAUAAUCUGCAGCGGACUCUAGUCACCCUGCAGGAGGAGACCACCGUGUCCCUGAACACUGUGGAUAGUAUAGAGAGCUUUGUGGCGGACAUAAACAGCGGCCACUGGGACACUGUCCUGCAAGCCAUCCAGUCCCUCAAGCUGCCAGAUAAGACCCUGAUAGACCUUUAUGAACAGGUGGUGUUAGAGCUGAUCGAGUUGAGAGAGUUGGGUGCAGCCCGUUCCCUCCUCAGGCAGACUGACCCCAUGAUCAUGCUGAAACAGACCCAGCCAGAGAGAUACAUCCACCUGGAGAACCUGUUGGCUCGCUCUUACUUUGAUCCCAGAGAGGCGUACCCAGAUGGCAGCAGUAAGGAAAAACGCAGAGCGGCCAUCGCCCAGGCCCUGGCAGGGGAGGUCAGCGUAGUGCCGCCCUCUCGUCUCAUGGCUCUGCUGGGACAGUCUCUGAAGUGGCAGCAGCAUCAGGGCCUCCUGCCUCCUGGCAUGACUAUCGAUUUGUUCAGGGGUAAAGCUGCUGUUAAAGAUGUUGAGGAGGAGCGCUUCCCCACCCAGCUCAGCAGACAGAUCAAGUUCGGACAGAAAUCUCAUGUGGAGUGUUCAAGAUUCUCACCUGACGGUCAGUAUUUGGUUACUGGCUCUGUUGACGGCUUCAUCGAGGUCUGGAACUUCACCACCGGCAAAAUCCGAAAGGAUCUGAAGUACCAGGCUCAGGAUAACCUCAUGAUGAUGGACGAUGCUGUGUUGUGUAUGGGCUUCAGUCGGGACACAGAGAUGUUGGCCACUGGAGCCCAGGAUGGGAAGAUCAAGGUGUGGAAGAUCCAGAGCGGUCAGUGUCUGAGGAGGUUUGAGCGCGCCCACAGUAAAGGAGUAACAUGCGUCAGUUUCUGUAAAGACAGCAGCCAGAUCCUCAGUGCCUCCUUCGACCAGAUAAUCAGAAUCCAUGGACUGAAGUCAGGUAAAACUCUUAAGGAAUUCCGCGGCCACACCUCAUUUGUGAACGAGGCCACCUUCACUCCAGACGGCCACCACAUCAUCAGCGCUUCCUCGGACGGCACAGUCAAGAUGUGGAACAUAAAGACCACCGAGUGCUCCAACACCUUCAAGCCUCUGGGCACGUCAGCCGGCACCGACAUCACAGUCAACAACGUCAUCCAGCUGCCCAAGAACCCGGAGCAUUUUGUAGUGUGUAACCGCUCCAACACGGUGGUCAUCAUGAACAUGCAGGGACAGAUCGUGAGGAGCUUCAGCUCCGGUAAGAGGGAAGGAGGUGACUUUGUGUGCUGCACCCUGUCGCCCCGCGGCGAGUGGAUCUACUGCGUGGGUGAAGACUUUGUGCUCUACUGCUUCAGCACAGUCACCGGCAAGCUGGAGAGAACGCUGACGGUACACGAGAAGGACGUGAUCGGCAUCGCCCACCACCCCCAUCAGAACCUCAUCGCCUCCUACAGUGAGGAUGGUCUGCUGAAGCUCUGGAAGCCUUGAGGCGUUUGAUUCCAAACUGAGACUGGACGUUUGUUAUACAGCAGCUGCUCGCCUCGCUCUGGACACUUCUCUGCCCGUUCUCUUUGGUCUUUGUCUUUUUACAGCACUCGGUGAAUCCUUAUAUUUCACUUCACUGUGAACUUGAGGUUGACGAUCUCAAUGACAACAUAGGUUUCACAUAUUUAGCUG
Messenger RNA from Etheostoma cragini (Arkansas darter), 1848 nucleotides. RefSeq names its product SMU1 DNA replication regulator and spliceosomal factor a (gene smu1a). Lineage: Eukaryota; Metazoa; Chordata; Actinopteri; Perciformes; Percidae. Gene Ontology annotation, biological process: mRNA splicing, via spliceosome. Gene Ontology annotation, molecular function: protein binding. The record is from RefSeq and is a predicted model, not a curated record. Gene Ontology annotation, cellular component: precatalytic spliceosome. Bases 118 to 1659 code for a protein of 513 amino acids. The transcript has 12 exons.